Molecule: messenger RNA, 1795 nt
Organism: Leptonychotes weddellii (Weddell seal)
Lineage: Eukaryota; Metazoa; Chordata; Mammalia; Carnivora; Phocidae
Source: RefSeq, a predicted model, not a curated record
AUGACUGCUAUUCAUGGUGAGGCGUUCAUCUCCGAUUCGAGAAAUCACUUUUCGCAGUGCCAGGCUCUGCUGAAUAAAAUCACGUCUGUGAACCCUCAGACGGAGAUCGACGGGCUUCGGAACAUCUGGAUCAUAAAGCCGGGGGCCAAGUCCCGCGGCCGAGACAUCAUGUGCAUGAACCGAGUGGAGGAGAUCCUGGAGCUGGUCGCUGCAGACGACCUCUCUGCCAAGGACAACAAGUGGGUGGUGCAGAAAUACAUCGAGACCCCACUGCUCAUCUAUGACACCAAGUUCGACAUCAGGCAGUGGUUCCUGGUCACUGACUGGAACCCCCUGACCAUCUGGUUCUACAAGGAGAGCUACCUGCGGUUUUCCACGCAGCGCUUCUCCCUGGAGAAUCUGGACAGCGCCAUCCACUUAUGCAACAACUCCAUCCAGAAGCACCUGAAGAACGACAAGGGCCGCAGCCCCCUGCUGCCCUACCACAACAUGUGGACCAGCACCAGGUUCCGGGAGUACCUACGGAAGAGGGGCCGCGGGGCCAUGUGGGCCAGUGUCAUCUACCCCGCCAUGAAGCGGGCCAUCGCCAACACCAUGAGGGUGGCCCAGGACCACGUGGAACCGCGCAAGAACAGCUUCGAGCUGUACGGGGCCGACUUCAUCCUGGGGCGCGACUUCCAGCCCUGGCUGAUCGAGAUCAACUCCAGCCCCACCAUGCACGCGUCCACGCCCGUCACGGCCCAGCUGUGCGCCCAGGUGCAGGAGGACACCAUCAAGGUGGUCGUGGACCGCAAGAUCGACCGCAACUGCGACAUCGGCAAUUUCGAGCUGCUGUGGAGACAGCCCUCUGUGGAGCUGCCACCCUUCCACGGGUCCGACCUUUGCGUGGAAGGCGUUAGCGUGAGGAGAGCCAAGAAGCAGAUGCCGCCCAUUUCCAACGUGAAUUUUUCAUCUUCCCUCUUGGACACUCAGCCCCUAAAAGGGAGGUGCCCCUCGGCCAUGCCAAACCAGCCUCUAGGACCUCCACACUCGGCUCUCCAGCAAGACUCGAAACUGAAAGAUGCAAAGGUACUUCCUUGCACCUUGCCUGUGCCCCUCAGGAGGUCGGCUGAGACAGGCUGUAAAGUGCAGUCCGCCAACGCCGAGUCUGGCGGGAAGAUAGAGUUCCCCACUUGUAAUUUUCAACACAUAGACAGUAAGGCCCCGAAAACUGGUCUGACCCAAGCCGAGUCCAGCAAACACUCGGAUCCAAACAUGCUGAAUGAGCACCCACUGCCGUCCGUGCUUCUGAGCGUGAAGACAGUGGAGGGCGCUCUGUGUCAGCCACCCAAACCACCAGGUAACAGUGUGGCUGCUUGCCCCCGUCCGAGCCCUGGGUCUGCUGGGGGCUGCCCGUGGCCCGGGCAGGGAGCGUGUCCCGACGUGGGCACUGGCCUGAGCUCAGAGCGGGGUUUGGGGCACCCUGGCCGCAUCCUGGGACUGGCCAGGUUGUUGGGACACUGGGGCUCCUGCAGCAGGGACCCCUCGCAGGACGGGGUGGGCCUCACUCCUUGUGUGGCAUAGUGCCCACGGGGGCUUGAACGUGCCGGGUGCCGUGGACAGGUGCCAGCGAUCCCUGGGCUCUUGCCUUCAGUUUUCUGAAUUUCCUGGUGGAGCUGACCGUGCGUGGCCUGGGAGCCUGACCUGGGCCUGGGCUCAGAGCACAGGUAGACAGGCGUGGGGCAGCCCUGAGGCUCUGGGGGUGGCCCUGCCCUGCCUGUAUUUCAGUGCACCUCGGGGGCGUCUGGCACCCAGC